AAAUACCCCCUUCAAAUACUCAUUCAUUUCCAUCCUGCACAGGAAAAAACAUUGAAUUGUGAUUGUGAAUUAGAAUAAGUAGAAGUAUGGAUACUUUCCCAGUGGUUAACAUGGAGAUGCUUAACACUGAAAAAAGGGCUGUAACAUUGGAGAAAAUAAAGGAUGCUUGUGAGAAUUGGGGCUUUUUUGAGGUGGUAAAUCAUGGGAUCUCUCAUGAGCUUCUAGACACUGUUGAGAGGUUUACAAAGGAGCAUUACAAGAAAUGUAUGGAACAAAGGUUCAAAGAAAUGGUAGCAAGCAAAGGCCUUGAAGCUGUUCAAACUGAAAUUAAAGAUUUGGACUGGGAAAGUACCUUCUUCUUGAAACAUCUUCCUGUUUCAAACAUCUCAGAAGUUCCUGAUCUUGAAGAUGAUUACAGGAAAAUCAUGAAGGAGUUUGCAGAUAAACUGGAGAAACUAGCAGAGCACUUGUUGGACUUGCUCUGUGAAAACCUAGGACUAGAGCAAGGUUACUUGAAGAAAGCCUUUUAUGGUUCAAAGGGUCCUACUUUUGGCACCAAAGUUAGCAACUACCCACCAUGUCCAAAACCUGAUCUGAUUAAAGGCCUGAGGGCUCACACAGAUGCUGGUGGCAUUAUCCUUCUAUUCCAAGAUGACAAAGUCAGUGGUCUACAGCUACUGAAAGAUGGCAAAUGGAUUGAUGUUCCACCAAUGCGCCACUCCAUUGUCAUCAACCUUGGUGACCAACUUGAGGUGAUUACCAAUGGAAAGUACAAGAGUGUGGAGCACCGGGUGAUUGCUCAGACUGAUGGAAACAGAAUGUCUUUAGCUUCUUUCUACAACCCGGGAAGUGAUGCUGUCAUUUAUCCCGCACCAGAAUUGUUGGAGAAGGAAGAAAAAGAGAAUACAGUCACAUAUCCCAAAUUUGUUUUUGAGGACUAUAUGAAAUUAUAUGCAGGUCUCAAAUUCCAAGCUAAAGAGCCAAGGUUUGAAGCAAUGAAGGCUGUGGAAACUUCUGUCAACUUGGGCCCAAUAGCAACUGCUUGAGAAAGUGUUAACUUUGAUGGAGUAUUAAUACAACACUAAUUAAUGGCAGUGGGAAGAAAGAUUGUCUAGUACUAAGAUAAUGAUGUUGUAAUAAUUGUUAAUGUUGGUUAGUGGGGUGCUUUUUCUUGUUUUGUGCAACUUGGGUUUUCUUUAUGUACUGUUUCUGGUAGUGUGAUGUCUUAAGAGGAGUUCAUUAUAAAGUUUUUAGAUUUCCAAUGAAAUAUUUGAUUCCCAGCAAA
Molecule: messenger RNA, 1285 nt
Organism: Lycium ferocissimum
Lineage: Eukaryota; Viridiplantae; Streptophyta; Magnoliopsida; Solanales; Solanaceae
Product: 1-aminocyclopropane-1-carboxylate oxidase
Exons: 4
Coding region: 87-1046 (319 amino acids)
Source: RefSeq, a predicted model, not a curated record